UCAAAAAUCUACAGGUUGGUGGGAGUCAGCUUUGGCCUGCUGUGCAUCCUACAGGCCGCUCUCAAUGUUUCGUUUCGACUACUAGCUGUUGGGUGUUCUAACAACGUCACGAUUGGCAAUUCCACCAUGAUGUCAGCUGGUGACAUGGGAGUCCUGAUUUUAGAGAGAGACCAACUGGUUCGAGAGAGAGACCAACUGGUUCGAGAGAGAGACCAACUGGUUCAAGAGAAACCUCAACUGGCAAAGGAAAAGAAAAAGCUUCAGGCAAGUAACAGCCGCCUGAUCGAAGACAAGAAGACGUUAAACCAGACGGUCAUCGAACAACAAAAUCAGAUAAAGGAACUUGAAAUGCAACAAAAUGCCUCAAGGUGUCCCCAAGGAUGGUGGACAUUCAUGUCCACCUGCUACCAGCUUUCCUCUAUGCCAAACACCUGGAAGAAUGCCAAACAAGACUGUGCAAGCAAAGGAUCUCAUUUGGUGAUUUUGAAUGACAAACUGGAAGAGAGAAUUGUCCUUAGUUUAGGAGGUACUGGCAGAAUGUGGAUGGGCUUGCAUGGUGUCAGAGUGGCAGCCUACUCGUGGGAUUGGACAUUGGUGGAUGGAAGCACACUGUUUUAUACUAACUGGAAUCGUUGGUACCCAGAGAUUGAGGGAUAUUCCGGUUGUGCAUAUGUUAAGCAAGCGGACACGUCGUCCGUGGAGACCUGGUUUGUGGGUACCUGUCGAGAACGAUACUAUUGGAUAUGUGAGAAGGAGCUGCACACAAGGUCUAUCAGACCUAAAUAAGACCCACACAACAAACACAUCUGCAAUCUCUCUCUCUCUCUCUCUCUAUCUCUCUCUCUCUCUCUCUAUCCAGCUGAUUUGAAUGUUAUCAGCCGAUUAAAUGGCUGUUAUUUGUUGUCAUCGUGAGCUUAGAUUUAAAGUGAUAUGGUCCCACUAUACCCCCAAAUUGUCUCAGUAAGCUGUUAUCAUCUAUUGGUACAGCCCGGUCGUACUAAAUGGCGUAUGAAUGACACUAAGUCGCCGUUCUUGCUUUUGGCGUGUCAUUUCUAAGCCAUGUAGUCUGUAUUGACUGCAAUGUAAACGCAUCCAUGUAUGCUACGCUCAGAGUUAGUUUACGUGAGUGACAUUUGUGACGUUAUUCUGUUAUAUUGUGUCCAUACGUAUUUUACUAUUACUUUAUUUUAAGCCCAACCAUGAGAUAUUUCCUAAACCUAAUUGGUUUUGUUGCCUAAACCUAACUGCAUCCGCUACCGCUGUUUUGUUGCCUGGCGUAAAUAUGACACACAAAAAGAGGCGUAUAAAUGCCACGCAAAAAGGCUAUAAUGUAUUGUCAUGACACACUCCUUGUAAUGUCCUGCUAUUUAUACGCCUCCCAUAAGAUUGGGUUGAUUGGUAAGCUGGAUCACCGCAGGGAGGUUCAAAAUUGUUUGUUGUCGACCGUCGUAGUAAUUAUGACAGGAGCAAAGGAGUAAGUCAGGUGACGUAUUAUAAAGAGCGACACAGUCUUGUUGGGAGGAGGCCAGAGUGGAUGGAUUAGUUAAACAAACAGGACUUUCAACCAGGAGACCGCUGUUUGUGUCCCUUGUGAAACCAAAAUUCAACACGUUGACUUAUUGAAUCAUUAUAAUGAUAGUUAUAACAACUGGUAACGGCCAUUUAAUGGGCUGAUAACAUUCAAAACACACAGGCACACAUAUAUACAGCAUAUAUACCUUUUAUUCAUUGUAAUUGUUGAUUUUAACGCACCCCUUCUGGACAUAAUUUUAUGAUUACUGUUUGUUUUUUACUGUGUUAAAAACAUUGAAAUCUUUUUUUCUAUUAAUAUCCCUAAUUCGAUCAUGUGUUAAUAUAAGGUUUUGAAGAAAACCGACGCAAGGAUGUUGACGUCAAAUUCAGGAGGCCAGAAAACAAUUUUGUUAAACCCUGUGUGACCUUGUAAAAGUAUGUGUAAUGAAUGUGUAGGGAAAUGAAAGAGCUGGUGGAAAAUAUGGAGGAGGCCGAGCGGACACAGAUGGCUGACAAAUUGGAAAGUACCUGAAUUAAAAUAGCAGGAUUGAUUAAUAAUUUGGCAAAACAUUGGUUUGUGACGUGGGAUGACCUGAGGGCGUGACCUAAACCAAUAGAAUUUACAAGAAAUGGGGAUGAUGUUUGAUUGUUACAUAGUUGAUCAGGCCAUCUGUAGCUCCACCCGGUCAGUCCUAAUGGAGGAUGUCCAUAUAGGGACAGUAAAAUAGGACAAAAGAACCCUAGAUUUUAGAGAAGGAGUUGCCAUUGAUUGCUGGGGGACAAUACUCCGAUGAGGCAAAGUCCACAUAUUUUUUUUUUGUAAUCUGUUCUAUGUAUUCUAUUUCUAUGACUGUGCUUGAUCUGUUCUAAUUAUUUGAAACAUUUGCUUGCUUUCUGUGUUAAUAAAGAAUAAG
Sebastes umbrosus (honeycomb rockfish) is the source of this 2426-nucleotide messenger RNA. RefSeq names its product C-type lectin domain family 4 member G-like. The coding region runs from base 127 to 786 and encodes 219 amino acids. The record is from RefSeq and is a predicted model, not a curated record. The transcript has 5 exons. NCBI's taxonomy places the organism in Eukaryota, Metazoa, Chordata, Actinopteri, Perciformes, Sebastidae.